UAUAGUAUCCUUGAAGGUGUAUUUUUAUUUGAUAUUGGGUAACCGAUAUUUACUUUUGAUAAGAAAUCUUUCCUAAGUGCCAAGGAGAAUGGUAGGUUCCACAAUUUUUGAAAUACUUAAUGCAUUAUUUAUCUUGAAUUUUUGAGGUUCAUGGUUUUGUUUGUAGCUCAAUAAUAUCUUAUUAGUUUAUCAGCAAUGCAUUGUUAACUUUACCUAUCAUUUUUUUUUGUGGGUCUCUUAUUUCACUAUCACUUAGCUCUCUCAUUUGUGGCAUGCUUUUUGUGCUCUCUCCUGUUGAUUAAUUUGCUAGAACAUUAGCACACUUUCAUGGUAAUCCUCUUUGCAUACGUCGGCUGUUGGUAUAAUAGGUAGAGUGGGCUUAUUAUCUGCAUCACAUAUUCUAAUAGAGUUAAUUUUUGAGCAAAAGUUUCAAAAUCAUCUGUACAUACACUAUUCAUACAACAUUUAUAACGAGAUAACUCGUUCUUAGUUGCAAUGACUGAUAGUUCUUACUGUAGACUAGAGAAAGGCAGCAGCUAUGCUUUAGAUCAAUAGCUCAUAUGCACCAUCUGUGCUAGGUACUUUUUUUUUUUUUACUUUCUAAUUGCUUUUAGUGUACUAUCAUAGUUGGACAACUGUUGAUAAUGUUAAUGAUCCCUCAAUCACUUAUUCUUUAAUCCUAAUUUAUGUUCAGCCAUUUGCUCAUGCAAGUUUGAGCGGCAAUUGAAAAGAAACAGAUAAUUUCAGCUGCAACCUUAUGUUGAACAAUCUUUACCUCUAGGUCUGUCAGAACUUUUGUUUCUUUAGGUUUAAGAAAAUCAAACUGAAUUUACAAAACUGCAUAAAAGGUGGUGGGGGCUGAAAAUUAGAUCUGUUGAAACAAUCAUGACUAAAUGAGCAUUCUUUGUGCAAGGUUGACUAUCAACAACAGAUUGCAUUUUUUGAAACUUGACAGAGUAUCAUAAGGUCUGUAGUUUGAGCCGCAACUGAAAAGAACAGAUAAGUUUUAGCUGCAACCUUAUGUUGAACUAUAUUUACUUUUAGGUCUAUCAGUUCAUUUAGGUUUAAGAAAACUGAAUAAAACUUAUAGAAUUGACUAAAAUUGGCCAGGACUGAUUAAGAUCAAGAUUAUAAGUGUCCAUCAGCACAGGCCGUGCCCACCGUGUUGUACCGUGCGGACAAGAUAUCGGCACGAUACAAUCUCCUUGCCAAUGCUACUGUUCGACAUCCUCUUUUCUUCAAAAUUAGCUUCCGUAGGUGAUCUUUACAGUAUGGUUUGUGCACUUUGUGGGGUAGAUAAGUCAAAGGCUGCUCUUUGGGAUUACUUUUUCAAGACUAAGAAUAAGUUACUGACUAACUUAGACCAGUCCCUGGAGGAAGCUCAGUUGCAGAUGGACCAGGAGAUUCUUUUGGAGGUACAAGAUGACAGCCCGUGGUCCUAUAAUUUGGGCACGAGUUCAAGUGGAAAUGAGUUGGCUUUGGUUCCGCUACAACCUUCAACUUCAUCUAUAAGUAUUGCUGGUGGUCCCACUGUAUCAAAUGGUUAUUCAACUGGAUUUGGUUCCCAUGCACUGCAGGGUAGUAGUUUUGGGCUAUCAACGAGGGAUGUAGAGGAUGGUGAUGCCAUUUUAAGCAAUGGAGCAAAAGUAGAUGGCCAGGGACUAACAGGUUUGCAUAACCUGGGUAACACUUGUUUCAUGAACAGCGCCAUACAAUGUUUGGCGCACACACCUCCUUUGGUAGAGUAUUUCUUGCAAGAUUACAGCGAGGAAAUAAACACGGAAAAUCCUUUGGGGAUGCAAGGUGAACUUGCAAUAGCAUUCGGAGAACUAUUAAGGAAAUUAUGGUCCUCAGGACGUACAUCUGUUGCACCACGUGCAUUUAAGGCAAAACUAGCUCGGUUUGCUCCCCAGUUCAGUGGGUAUAAUCAACAUGAUUCUCAGGAACUUCUUGCAUUUUUGUUGGAUGGUCUUCAUGAAGAUUUAAAUCGUGUGAAAAAGAAGCCAUAUAUUGAGGCAAAAGAUGCUGAUGGUCGUUCAGAUGAGGAAUUUGCUGAUGAAUGUUGGAAGAAUCACAAGGCUCGAAAUGACUCCAUAAUUGUAGAUAUAUGCCAGGGUCAAUACAAGUCUACUCUAGUCUGUCCAGUUUGCAGCAAAGUUUCUGUGACAUUUGACCCCUUCAUGUACUUGUCAUUGCCACUGCCUUCAACAAUUAAUCGAUCCAUGACUGUAACUGUAUUCAGCGGUACUGGGGAUGCUCUCCCAAUGCCUUACACUGUGACAGUGCCGAAGAACGGCCUUUGCAAAGAUCUAAUGAAAACUCUGAGUAGUGCCUGUUGUUUGAAGAAUACUGAAGCAUUGUUAAUUGCAGAGGUUUACGAUCAUCGCAUAUUCCGUUACAUGGAGAAUCCUUUUGAGUCGCUUUCUACUAUAAAGGAUGAGGAGCAAAUUGUGGGUUAUAGGCUUCCAAUAGGCCAUGAGAAACUUCUCAGACUGGAGAUAAUGCACAGGAGAGCUGACAGAUUCAUGUCAGAGCCCCAAUACAAUGUUCACCGCAAGCUUAUUGGAACUCCAUUAGUGACAUGUAUACCCAAGGAGACCCGAACUAGAGCUGAAAUAUAUGCAGCAGUCGCUCGUGUGCUCGCACCUCUGUUGCGUGCGAAAGCAUUUCCUACCCAUCAACCAACAUCAAGCAAGGAAAAUGGCUUCGGACCGAGCCUCGACUCCAUAGUGCUAACCGAUAAUGGUGGUAGCCCAGCUUCAUCAAACGGGAAAGAGAUGCUGACAGUAAAUAUGGAAAUAGAAGAUAAUAAUGCUGAUGCUGAUCGGGAGGAGCUUCCACCAUUCCAGCUUUGGUUAACUGAUGAGAAGGGUGUGACUAGAACCAUGAUCGAUACCGAUGAUUCCAUUCAUUUACUAGGAUCUUGCGUGAGGUUACUGAUGGACUGGUCCGACCGUGAACUCGAAACAUACAAUCUCAGCUACCUCGAAGAUCUCCCAGAAGUCUUCAAGUCUGGAUUCAUGUUAAAGAAAACGAGGCAGGAGGCAGUCACUCUAUUCUCUUGCUUGGAGACUUUUCUUAAGGAGGAACCUCUGGGUCCCGAUGAUAUGUGGUAUUGUCCUAGCUGCAAGGAACACAGACAGGCGACUAAGAAACUGGACUUGUGGAGGCUGCCGGAGAUCUUGGUGUUCCACUUGAAACGGUUUUCAUACAGCCGAUUCCUGAAGAACAAGCUUGAUACCUUUGUGAACUUCCCCAUUCACAAUCUCGACCUCAGCAAGUAUGUUAAGCACGGCACAUCUAUGCUGCAGUCUCAUGUGUAUGAGCUCUAUGCGGUGAGCAACCACUAUGGUGGGCUAGGAGGUGGUCACUACUCUUCCUAUGCGAAGUUAAUAGAAGAAGACAGCUGGUACCAUUUUGACGACAGUCAUGUCUCCUCUGUGAGCGAGGAAGAGAUAAAGACGUCUGCAGCUUACGUUCUCUUCUAUCAGCGGGUAAAAGGUGAUUCCAGUCAACCAGGCAUGAAAGGAACAUCAUCGUGCACAGAUUUACCAAGUUCUUAGGUGCAAGAUUCGGACGAAGAUGUAAUACACGAAGGUUCGCAUUGUUAUCAUUCCAUGGGAGGGAUGGUUCUCAUUAUCGUCGUCCUAUGAGCCUUUUUCUACUUUGACGUUGAUUGUUGUGGGAGCCUCAUACUGAUGGUUGGCUGUAGGAAUUUUGGCCAAGAGGAUGGAUUU
Ananas comosus (pineapple) is the source of this 3737-nucleotide messenger RNA. RefSeq names its product ubiquitin carboxyl-terminal hydrolase 9-like. Gene Ontology annotation, molecular function: cysteine-type deubiquitinase activity. Lineage: Eukaryota; Viridiplantae; Streptophyta; Magnoliopsida; Poales; Bromeliaceae. Bases 1212 to 3563 code for a protein of 783 amino acids. The transcript is spliced from 11 exons. Gene Ontology annotation, biological process: protein deubiquitination. The record is from RefSeq and is a predicted model, not a curated record.